Euleptes europaea (tarantolino) is the source of this 520-nucleotide messenger RNA. RefSeq names its product coiled-coil-helix-coiled-coil-helix domain containing 10 (gene CHCHD10). Gene Ontology annotation, cellular component: nucleus; mitochondrion. NCBI's taxonomy places the organism in Eukaryota, Metazoa, Chordata, Lepidosauria, Squamata, Sphaerodactylidae. Gene Ontology annotation, biological process: mitochondrion organization. Bases 6 to 446 code for a protein of 146 amino acids. The record is from RefSeq and is a predicted model, not a curated record. The transcript is spliced from 5 exons.
UCAAGAUGCCCCGGGGAAGCAGGAGCGUGGGGCCUCGGUCCACUGUGGCCAGCAGCCCGGCACCAUCUCAUGCCCACCUGCCGGCUCACCCUCCUCCUUCGGCCAUGGCAGCCCCGGCUCAGACUCAGCAGCCCGGCUUGAUGGCCCAGAUGGCCACCACUGCGGCGGGGGUGGCCGUUGGCUCCGCCGUGGGCCACGUGGUUGGCGGCGCUCUCACCGGGGCGUUCAGUGGCGGCGGCAGCUCCGAGCCGGCGAAGCCAGCCAGCACCACCCAGGAGCCCAGGCAGCAGCCGGCCUAUCAGCAGUCCCAGUAUGGACCAUGCCACUAUGAGAUGAAGCAGUUCCUGGAUUGCGCUACCAACCAGAGCGACCUGACCUUGUGCGAGGGCUUCAACGAGGCCCUGAAGCAGUGCAAGUAUAACAGCGGGGUUGCUUCCCUCUUGUGAAGAGAGUUUCCACUCUGAUGCAUCAAAAUAAGAUCCUGGAGUAGAGCCGUUGAAACCCAAAAGGACUGGAAGGG